Molecule: messenger RNA, 575 nt
Organism: Spea bombifrons (plains spadefoot toad)
Lineage: Eukaryota; Metazoa; Chordata; Amphibia; Anura; Pelobatidae
Gene: INSL3
Product: insulin like 3
Exons: 2
Coding region: 1-462 (153 amino acids)
Cellular component (GO): extracellular region
Molecular function (GO): hormone activity
Source: RefSeq, a predicted model, not a curated record
AUGUCUCUGCGCAUUUGCCUUCUCACCCUACUAAUUGCUGUCAUGAUGCCCCAUUGCUGCCAGGGCAUGGAGCGAGAUGAACUUGGGAUGAAACUUUGUGGGAGAGAGUUCAUCCGAACUGUUGUCAUGUCCUGUGGUGGAUCCCGAUGGAAGAGGUACUCCCCAGAGCCUGGACAGGAAAGGCCUAACCCAUACAGAGAUAUUAUCGACUGGCUCAACAGAGAUUUCCAGGAAGAUCCUGAAGGCCUGAACUCAGUGUAUGGAGAAGGAGCGCGUGAUCCGCCAUCUCCAUCCUUACAUCAAAGAGAUCCAACCAUGGAGCAGUUGCGUAGUUCCCUGUAUGAUACACUAGUUGGAGAGGAGCAACAAGAUGUCAGCCUCCGUAUGAAGAGAAGUGCAGGACCUGCUGGAUCGUGCUGUCAGCGGGGAUGCACUAAGACUGACCUAAUGAAGUUUUGUUAAAGACAACAAUGCUAUUCUGUAGUGUUAUCAUCUUCCCAAACUUUGCCUGGCCUGUCAUGCUGGUGAUGGCCACCCAUAUACCUCCCCUAAAAACAUUAAAUAGCAUUAUUAUA